CGGACCCGCGCGGGCGCCGCCGUCAUGACGGGCCGCGUGUGCCGCGGCUGCGGCGGCACCGACAUCGAGCUGGACACGGCGCGCGGCGACGCCGUGUGCACCGGCUGCGGCUCGGUGCUCGAGGACAACAUCAUCGUGUCGGAGGUGCAGUUCGUGGAGAACAGCGGCGGCGGCUCGUCGGCCGUGGGCCAGUUCGUGUCGCUGGACGGUGCUGGCAAAACCCCAACGCUGGGCGGCGGCUUCCACGUGAACCUGGGAAAGGAGUCCAGAGCGCAGACCCUGCAGAACGGGAGACGCCAGAUCCACCACCUGGGGAGCCAGCUGCAGCUCAACCAGCACUGCCUGGACACAGCCUUCAACUUCUUCAAGAUGGCCGUGAGCAAGCACUUGACCCGCGGCCGCAGGAUGGCACACGUGAUCGCGGCCUGCCUCUACCUGGUGUGCCGCACCGAGGGUACCCCGCACAUGCUCCUCGACCUCAGCGACCUGCUCCAGGUGAACGUGUAUGUGCUGGGGAAGACCUUCCUCCUCCUGGCCAGGGAGCUGUGCAUCAACGCACCGGCAAUAGAUCCGUGCCUGUACAUCCCGCGCUUUGCUCACCUGCUGGAGUUUGGGGAGAAGAAUCACGAGGUGUCCAUGACAGCCCUGAGGCUCCUGCAGCGGAUGAAGAGAGACUGGAUGCAUACUGGCCGGCGCCCCUCGGGCCUCUGCGGGGCAGCACUUCUGGUUGCGGCCAGGAUGCACGAUUUCCGGAGAACCGUCAAAGAGGUCAUCAGCGUGGUCAAGGUGUGUGAGUCCACACUGCGCAAGAGGCUGACGGAGUUUGAAGACACGCCAACGAGCCAGCUCACCGUGGACGAGUUCAUGAAGAUCGACCUGGAGGGGGAGUGCGACCCCCCCUCGUACACCGCCGGGCAGCAGAAGCUACGCAUGAAGCAGCUCGAACAAGUCCUGUCCAAGAAACUGGAGGACGUGGAAGGUGAGAUCUCCAGCUAUCAGGACGCCAUCGAGAGCGAGCUGGAGAAUAGCCGGCCCAAGGCCAAGGGGGCCCUCGCCAGCCUGACCAGAGACGGCUCCGUGGAGGACUCCACGUCCAGCUUGUUUGGCGAGGAGGACCCCGAGGACGAGGAGCUGCAGGCCGUCGCCAGCCACCUCAACAAGGACUUCUACCAGGAGCUGCUCGGCACCGGCGUCUCCUCCAGCUCUGGGGAGGCAGGAGGCCCCGAGGGGGACAGCCGACCCCCGGCCCUGGAGUCCCUGCUCGGCCCCCUGCCCACAGCGGCCAGCCUGGGCAUCUCAGACUCUAUCCGAGAGUGCAUCUCCUCCCAGAGCCAGGAGCCCACUGGAGCGCGUGGGGACGGCGAGCUGGACCUCAGCGGCAUCGACGACCUGGAGAUUGACAGGUACAUCCUGAACGAGGCGGAAGCCCGCGUGAAGGCCGAGCUGUGGAUGCGGGAGAACGCCGAGUACCUGCGCGAGCAGAGGGAGAAGGAGGCGAGAAUCGCGAAGGAGAAGGAGCUGGGGAUCUACAAGGAGCACAAGCCCAAGAAGUCUUGUAAGCGACGGGAGCCCAUCCAGGCCAGCACGGCUGGGGAGGCCAUCGAAAAGAUGUUGGAGCAGAAGAAAAUCUCCAGCAAGAUCAACUACAGCGUGCUCCAGGACCUCAACAGCAAGGGCGGGGGCAGCCUGCGUGGGGGCAACGCGCAGCCCCAGGAGCAGGCUGGUGCUCGGAAGCUGUCUCGGAGGAAGACGCCCGCUGGCAGGAGCGGGGCUGACCCCGUGAGCAACGUGGGGAAGAGGUUGAGGCCGAUGGUGUCCGCCCAGCCGGCCAAGAAGGCAGCUGUGGGGGAGACCUUGCUCCCAAGCUCGCCCAGCCUGGGAGCCGAGCCCGUCAGGCCCACAGCGGUGGUGGAGAGUGGGCCUGUGUCCUACCCCCCCGAGGAGGACCCCGACGAGGAGGACCCUGACGAGGAGGACGGGGAGCCCUGUGUCAGCGCCCUGCAGAUGAUGGGCAGCGGUGAUUAUGGCUGUGACGGCGAGGAAGAUGAUGGCUACUGAGCCGCAGCCCUGCAGCCUCACCACAGCGGCUCCGCACCUCCGUGGCACUUGCCAGGACCCCGUCUGGAGCGCCGUGAGGGGCGUUUGCCCGGCAAGGGGACUGGGCCGGUGUCUUCGCAUCUGGUCCAAUGUGGGUCUUACGGCCCAGGAACCUUGGCAGGCGGCACCUGUCCUGCCCCACGGGAGGACACUGAGGCAUGAGGAGGCCCACUCUGGGAAGUGAGUGCUGGACGGGGGUGCUGCUCCUGCGGAGCUAGGUGCCUCAGCCCCCGCCCCUCCCCGGGCUGAGAAGUGCCGCACCCAGCCUUCCCGCCCCCGUGUCUCCAGCUGGACCGGCUUCUCCUGCACCGGGUGUGGCCCAGCGGCCGGUGACCUGAGUCAGCAGUGCUCUCCGCAGAUGAGGGACCGUCGGGUGCCCAGCGGCCGUGGGGGUGCCCUGUGCAGCCUGUGAGGCUGGCCUGACCCUGCCCCGAGCCGGAGUCCGGAGAGCGGGGUCUUGUUGGAGUGGGGCCUGGCUCAGGGUCUGUAGACGGAUGGCAGACGGAGCGUCCUGGCCGCACCACUGCCCUCCCCUCCAGCUAGGGGCCCAGCCCCGCCACUUGAAGGCCCAGGGACCACUCUGAGGGCCUCAGUGUGGACAUCGCUGCGCUGGACAUGGCCAGGGAGGCAGGGCAGGAACUCUUGUUCCUUGAGGCCAUGGCCUCGGCCCCCCUGACGGCAGCCAAGCCAGGCCAUGUCGCCUCCCCAGGGCUCAGCCCUCUGUGUCCAGGCGGGAGUGUGGCAGAGUCUGUGGGCAGGGAAUCUCGAGGUCUUUGGCUGCACCCGUCCUGGGCCCCAGAGAGCCGGAGAGGGCUGUGCGGUCGGCGGGACAGGAAGACCUACCAGAGCAGACACCCGCUGAGGCUGUGGCCUGUGCUGCCUUGCCGGGCUCCGCAGCCGGCCCUGGAGGAGGGAGGCCACGGCAGGGCGCCCGGCCCGUGGGGGUGGGAGAGGCACACAGCAGGCCCCUGGCCCUGUUGUCAGAAGGACGGUGGGGACGUGGCUCGGGCUUCAUCCUCACCCCUCACGUCCACCCCUGUAAGCAGUGCCUGAGCCUGUGCAGCGGCAUCGGCUGUCCUGGCCAGGGCCCCUCGUGGGAGGGAGGGCUGGGCUGCAGCGGCUCUUCAGGGAGCCUCAGCACUGGCUGUCUGGCCCUGGGGUGUUCGCUGUGCCAUUCAGGAACAGAGGGUGGUGGGCCCACAGGACCCCCAUGUGGAGGGGUAGCUGUGGCUUUGGAGGUGACCGGGUCGCCUUCUGGGACCCGGGGCGCCGGUGCAGCAUGGUGUACGUGGCAGGCUUCGAGACAGGGCUCAGCGAGGGGGAGGCGCCUCCGCUGGGAGCCAGGGCCAGAGCGGGUUUCCGGGCAGAGGCUAGUGGGAGAGCCGCAGCUGCAAGGCAGGGGAGGGAGGGGAUCCCACGGGGCGUUGGCAGAGGGGAAGGGGACUUGAGAGAAGAGGCAGGCGCUCAGGGUGGCCGGCGGGGCCAAGGCCCAGAGGCGAGGGGGGAGGAGGCCCGGGGAGGCUGGAUGGGCAGGUGGGGCUCUUGGCACAUGAGGUCUGGGGAGCAGACGGCAGCGAGCGGGAUCUGGCUGAAGCAGGAAGGGUCAGGGUCCUGCAUGGCUUGGAGAUGGGUCAGGGAAGAAGGGCUGGUGGGAAGGACUGUCCCCUGAGAGGGUGUGGUGUGGAGGGUCAUGUGGGUGGGAGGGCAUGUGGGGUAUUCAUGCUUGGGUGGUGGUCAAGGUGCUGGUCAGGGGUGAGGCCCAGGCUAGCAGCCGGUAGGGUCCCUCUGGGCUGUGGCCCCGUACCUUGUGUGCCGGCCACCACGGCCACAUGUGUGGGCCUGAGGGGGACAUGCAGGCCUGUCUGCGCCUGUCCGUCUGCGGUUACGGGCUGCAGCGGCUGGGACAGGACCUCGAGCCCCCACUUCACCACCUGCUGGCCUGUGUUCUUGCAGGGCGGGCGGCAGGAAUGGGCACUAGAGGCUCAGAGAGCCUGGGCGCCCGGGCCAGGGAGAGGGCCAGGGCCUUUGGGAGCACUCGGUCCAGGGUCCAAGGGUCAGCGUCCCUGAGAUGCCGCGAGGGCCAGGGGCCUGACUCAGGCCGGGUCUGGCCCCGAGGAGGAGCACCGGGCAGCGGCCGGAACACGCAUUCCCCUGCUGCACGCCAUUGCCUGCGGGUGAGGCUGCUUCUGGCGUGGGCUCCGCGGCCUCCCUGCGGGCGGGAUGCCUGUGGACCACCUGCCGGCUUGGACGGCACCGCGGGAGGCCGAAGGGCACAGGCAUCGGCGUGGAGGGGGCCUCCCUGGGCCGCAUCCUCACAGCCAUCCCCCUCCUGGGUGCCGGGGCCUGGCCGGCGACCACAGGCUCGUCCUGAGAAGGGCACACGGCUUUCCACUACCUCACGGCAGAGCCAGGGGAGGUGGUGAGGAGGUUCUGAGAGCCCUGGACACCCGUCUGUGCUGACCAUCUGGGAGCCCAUGUCCACCCACUAGCACACACGUGCCCAUCCCUGAGCCUGCGGAGCUGGAACCUGAGGCCAGCACGUAAGCACGGCUGGGGUUCCCGUGUGGGGGCCCCAGACAGCCAGCGGCCCUCCCCAGUGUCACGUAGGGAGGGCUUGAGUGAUGGUGGAGCGGGACGGACGAACUAGCAGCAGCCUGGGCGGAGGACAGUGUGCAAGGACACAGCUGUCCCCACGCAGCCAUGCACGUCCCCAUUGUGCCAUCCUCGCGCUUGUGUGUGCCGCUCCCUGCGUGCACGCAUGUGCGUUCACACACACCUGUCUGCAGCCACCGGACCCCUCCUUUCUGGGCACCAGCCCCUGCGAGGCAGGUGAGCUGCAGUGGGGGCUGCGGCCAAUGGGGCCUGCUCCCCAGAGAGGAGGGUCACCCAAGACCCAGGGCUCGUGCCUGUGUGUAGCUCCCGCUGGUCGCCCAUCCUGCCCCGAGCUGUGGGGCCUAUACCCUCCUAUGCCCCGAGCCCUGGGGUUGGAACCGCAGUUACCCUCUGACAGGGCUGCAGCGGGCGGGUGGGCCAUGGCUCCUCCGAAGAUGGGGCCAGGUCUGCGGCUGCACGCAGCCCGACAGCACGCUGGCUAGUGCCUCCUCGGCCGUUCCGGGGUGUCCCAGGCAGGCAGCGGGGCCUGGAGGGCGGGGAGAGGUGGGCAGGGGGGAGGCUGGGAGGAGUGCUCUCUGCGUCCACCUCUCCAGAGCUGUCCCUGGUGAGUGACAUCUGUCCAGUGGCUCCAAAAGGCCACCCUCCCACACCUGCCCAGCCUGCUGGCUACUGUCACCAGUAGCCAUGGGCACCGGCCUGCUCGUCCCCCAGUCUUGUGUGUACUGGACUCACACAACCCGCCCCCAACCAGGUGCCCUCCUCCGGCCCCACGGUGGCUUCCGGCUGGGUCAGGGCCCCGAGCAAGAGGCGGGACUGGUGGCCGUCCAUGGGUACCAGCGCCGCCCGACGGCAGUGGGCUCUGGGGAGGACGGGCAGGGGUUGGGCAUCCCCCGGGGACUGAGGUCCCCCAGGCAGUGUCUGCUCUGUCCGGGGCUGCCUCCAAUGCAUCCAGCUCAGGGAACCCAGCGGGAGCCCCAUGGGGUCUGCUGGGGUGAGCACCUCCCCUUGGCCGUCCCGGAACUGGGCAGCAACACCUCUGUCCGUCGCCUGUACCUCCCAGGGUCACAGUGUCCCCCUCUGUCCACCUCUGGGCGGCUGCAGCCCUGACAGACUGCGUGGUGGGGAGGCACAGGCAGGUCCGAGGCCGGCAGUGCGGGGUGGCCGUUGUGGGUAUGGGUGCCCAGUCCUUUGUUGAUGCAGCUGGGGCCUGGGAAGAGAGUCGGGCGCCUGGGCACCCCAAGGCUGUGGACAGUCCAGCCGGGCUCUCAGGGACUCAAACUGCAGACCACACAUGUAACCGCUAGGGGGACAGGGUGCCCAGCCAUGUGUCCUGGCCCUGGGCACUUUGCUCAGCUUCCCUGCCCCCUGGCGGCCACUUGAGCACCGUCGGGCGCCGCCCUUGGGAACGCUGUAUUCCCCGAGUAAUAAAGACUAGAAGCCUCAAA
Enhydra lutris kenyoni (northern sea otter) is the source of this 6155-nucleotide messenger RNA. RefSeq names its product BRF1, RNA polymerase III transcription initiation factor subunit (gene BRF1). Gene Ontology annotation, molecular function: RNA polymerase III type 3 promoter sequence-specific DNA binding; RNA polymerase III general transcription initiation factor activity; TBP-class protein binding. Lineage: Eukaryota; Metazoa; Chordata; Mammalia; Carnivora; Mustelidae. Gene Ontology annotation, biological process: transcription preinitiation complex assembly; transcription by RNA polymerase III; DNA-templated transcription initiation. Gene Ontology annotation, cellular component: transcription preinitiation complex; nucleus; transcription factor TFIIIB complex. The transcript has 18 exons. Bases 25 to 2058 code for a protein of 677 amino acids. The record is from RefSeq and is a predicted model, not a curated record.